Molecule: messenger RNA, 478 nt
Organism: Acaromyces ingoldii
Lineage: Eukaryota; Fungi; Basidiomycota; Exobasidiomycetes; Exobasidiales; Cryptobasidiaceae
Exons: 1
Coding region: 43-285 (80 amino acids)
Source: RefSeq, a predicted model, not a curated record
CUUAGACCAAGUUUCCUAGUAUGUAAUGGGAUUUCACGCAAGAUGAGGGACGAAACCUCUAUCUCUAUAGGAAGGCUCCUGUUGCUGCCGCUCCUCUUCUCCGAUCACGGCGUCAUGCCCGAAAAUUGUGUACUGACUUUUUACGCAAGGACAAGCAUUUCCUUCUCUCUCUCUCUCUCCCCCUCACGUAAGAAGAUAUCCCGCUUCAUGACUCGACUCGACUCGAGACGGCGCCUCGUUGGAACAUCAUCAGUGCUCCUUCUCACCAGCGUGGGCAAUCUUUGAGGAAGCGACGGGAGGAAUUCAAACAGCUUAGUCUAAGCGGCACAACACACGGCGCGGCUUUCUCUUCGAGAAGUCAGUCGGCCUUCGGAGUUUGCGACACUCAUUCAUCCCUCUCCACCGUCGUUGCCCGGCAGUAGUGCGAUUGUCCCUCUGCACCCUUCGACUUCUCUCUCUACGCAGAAUUGCGACUAGC